This is a messenger RNA of Marmota flaviventris (yellow-bellied marmot), 5620 nucleotides long. It is a transcript of the gene Tp53inp1, whose product is annotated as tumor protein p53 inducible nuclear protein 1. Gene Ontology annotation, biological process: autophagosome assembly; positive regulation of DNA-templated transcription. Gene Ontology annotation, cellular component: autophagosome; nucleus. Lineage: Eukaryota; Metazoa; Chordata; Mammalia; Rodentia; Sciuridae. The record is from RefSeq and is a predicted model, not a curated record.
ACGGGAGGGCUGGAGCCGGCCCCACGCCCGCCGUCCCGGACCCAAAAGAGGCGCAGCCCGGCUCCGCCGCAGCUACCUCAGCAGCCUCCGCCGCGCGCCCGCCCCGAGCUCGCGGUGCUUCGGUGCCGCGUCCCCGCUGCAGCUCCGGCCCACGGAUGAUGAUUCUUAUUGCUUCUCACCUAAGUUGAAUAAGCACCCUGUGCACUUUAAUCACCUGUCUGCGCUGUUGGGCUAACUGAAGAUAGGAUUUUGAAAUCUCAGCUAUAAAGACACCCAGCCAAAGUCUCAAUCUUGCCUUAAUAAUGUUCCAGAGGCUGAAUAAAAUGUUUGUGGGUGAAGUUAAUACUUCUUCUAACCAUGAACCAGAAUUUAGCGAGAAAGAAGAUGAUGAAUGGAUUCUUGUUGAUUUCAUUGACACUUGCACUAGUUUCUCAGCAGAGGAAGAGGAAGAAGAAGACAUCAGUGAAGAGUCACCUACAGAACACCCUUCAGUCUUUUCCUGUUUACCUGCAUCUCUGGAGUGCUUGGCUGAUACAACUGAUUCCUGUUUCCUCCAGUUUGAGUCCUGUCCAAUGGAGGAGAGCUGGUUUAUCACCCCUCCCCCAUGUUUUACUGCAGGUGGAUUAACCACUAUCAAGGUGGAAACGAGUCCUAUGGAAAACCUUCUCAUCGAACAUCCCAGCAUGUCUGUCUAUGCUGUGCAUAACUCCUGCCCUGGGCUCAGUGAGGCCAGCUGUGGGACUGAUGAAUUUCAUAACCCAAGUAGUCCCAGAGUGGAAGCCCAAAAUGAAGUGGGGCAACACAUCCACUGCUAUGUUGCAGCUCUUGCUGCUCAUACAACUUUUCUGGAACAACCCAAGAGCUUUCGCCCUUCCCAGUGGAUAAAAGAACAUGGUGAAAGGCAGUCUCUGAACAGAAAUAGUCUUCGUCGCCAAAAUCUUACCAGGGAUUGCCACUCCCGGCAAGUCAGGCACAGUGGCUGGGUGGUUCAUCAGCCCUGCCCGCGUCAGUACAAUUACUAAGAAUUUCAAGUUUUGCUGGUUGGUUUCUCUUGGUUUGUGCACCUGUGUGGGAUGUACGUAUAUGUACAAUGAAAAUGCUGUCUCUUUAUAGCCAAUUGAUGACCAAUCACAUAGUUUAUCAGUGUAUUUAGACACUAUCUUAAAAACCAGAUUUCUAUGCUGUGUUUCACAUAAUGCCUUGCUCCUAACAUGUACUUUUUUGUAAAAUUUUUCAGGAUAUUUUUGGAAACAUAUCAAUACAAUUACAGUGUUUGGUGUUUGGGGAUGUCUUUAAAUUUAUUAAGGUGUACACAGGUUAGUCAGCAAUUUAAAGACAUUUCUUCCCCCAAGUACGAGAAUAGGCAUCUUACAAUUUUCAUUUUAUUUUGUAUUACUUAAUCUUUUGAGUAAGCAAAAAUUUAUUCUCAGGGUCAGCCAUACACUUUAUUGACCAGUACUUGAUAAUCUUUUCUGUAUAAUAUGAAUACAUUUUUACACACUAACAUGAGCAUUAACAGGUGAUAGUUGCCAUUGGAUAUAAUGGAAUUAUGGCUGGACUUUCUUUUGAAAGAAAACUUGAUAUUUUCUGUAUGUGAUUAUUUUUUUCCAGAUUAGUCAUGCAGUUCAUUGUGGAAUUCAGGUACAUUAAGCUUUAGUGAACAGUCAUUCAGCAAUUCCGAUGGGACUAUGUGAUGUGGUACAGAUCAGGUAUCAUGGACAAAAGCACUUGUCUCAUGUGCAGAGGGAAGAAAUUAGACCUGUGAAAUUAUAGUUGAAAAAACCCAUGUCUAUAAGUAACCCAUUAGUCCAUAUUUAAGUUGUUUGGAUUCUUUCCUGCCACUCUGCCCACUCCUCCUCAUAGCAGCUAUAAAUUCAGAUGUACUUGUCCAGACACUUGAGUGACUUUUCAUAUUUCUAUCUGCCCACAAGAAAAGCGAUGGACUUCUUAUUUCUAGACACAGUGAAAACCCUCUGACAUGGAGCUUGUCCUGCCAAGGGGCAAGCAAGGGUGAAGAGGGACUUCUGGUGAUGUCUUCAUCGUGCCUGUGAGAAGAGUGACAGGUGGCUUCCUUGAGCUUUCAUUUUUUGUUUUAACUUCAGGCAAAAUCUUGAACCACUUUGGCCUCUGUUUCCUCCACAACAGGAGAGUAGUAACAUUUACCUCCCUCACAGGGUCGUUGUGAGGAUCGCAUACUGAUGGGAAAUGGGGCUGUCCACAACUGAACCUCGUGUGAACUUCCAAGGGCCUUUCUACUGAAUCUAGUGAUGGCGGGCUGUCGCAGUUCUUCUGCCACCAUUGUUCUUCACAGUGUUGGUGCUAAUGAGGCCAGGGUGCAGGGUUCAACUCACACGAAGGCCAGUUAACUCGACACAGAAAAAUCUAUUUCCAUACCUCUAGCCAGUUGCUUCAUUUUUUCACUCUGGUGAUGGCUUCUGCGGAACUGUCCACACCCUUGCUGGCUUCCUCUGAAAUUAACUUAAAUGCAUUCACGGUUGAAAGCUCAUGCUACCCACAGAACAGUAGCACUGCCUGCACAUUCAGCCUAUUUUUCCAUCUCCUCUGCAACCCUAGUAGAUGAGCACAUGUCUAUGAAAUGUUUUCAAGGAAAAAGCAGCAUAAAGUCCUGUGAAGUAUUAUAUUUUCAUUAACCCUGCAGCAGCUUGAUGCAGGGAACCCUGGGAGACUUCCAGGGAAGAGCUGUGCUCUUUUCUGACACGACUGGGGCAUUUGAGUUGGAAAAGGUCAAACAUGCAGUUAGUUGGUGGUUUAGAUUGUUCUUCCACUGGCUGUGAUGAAGUGCCAGACGUCUCUUUAGAACAAGAGUCUAGAGCCCCCUUCUUUUUUUAUUCCCCUUUUCUAAGGACUUCCCCUUUUAUUUAUUUAUUUUCUAAUUAGGGGCCAAGUCUGUAAAGUUUUGUCAAACUGAGAAGUUAUUUGUUAAUAUUUGUGUUUACCAUAGUUGGGAGAGUUUUCAUGAAAGUGUGUGUGUUACACUGUGUCUGUUUUAGGGCCUCACACUGGUGACUCGAAAACAAACCAGAGAGGUGUCUUUUGGACCUAAACUUCUGCCUUCAUGGGGCCACUUUCAUACAGUGCAUGAGAGUUGUUAGUACCCCACAAGCCACAGAAGUUCAGUCAUGAGAAUUUGUUAGGCGGCAUGAACAGAUUUGUAUAUAAAACUGCAAUAAUCUUUUUUUUAAACUACUUUUUAUUUCAGACUUCUUGAUACCUUAAAUACAUUUAUGUCUCUAACAGUUAUUGACUUUUUGUUUGCCUUACCUGGGCCUUGUUUUUUUAUGCUUUGUACCUGGAAAACAAAAAAAUUCAGUCACUGGGACUUUUUUUUUUUUUUUUUUCAGAAUUAGGAUUACCAUACCACCUGUGAUGGAAGACUGUGGUUUUGUGUCAGUAUCUAAGAUUUCUGUCUAAAAUUGGUACAUGUAAGAAUUGAAUAAAAUGGUUAUAUAAUUCAGCUGAAAUUCUUGGUCAUGAGAUGUUUAAGAGGUAUUGACCAUGUGUAAGACAUAAGGCCAACAAAAGAAUGAUGUUGACUUAUUACAUAUUCUUUAAAACAUGGCCAAAAAGCAUUUUGUGAAUUGAUUGCUAUUUUUGCUAUUGUGAUUAUUAGUGGUUUACAAUGCAUAUUUGUGCAUAUUACUUAAAAGUUCAGGCAGUGAGAAAUAAGAUUCCUCUGAAUUUGGGAGCUCUGACUGUUUCUAAACUGAUACCAUAGAAUGUUACUUGGAAAAAGUCUGGAAUGUGUGGUGCACACAGGCAGUGCUUCAUGAAUAGAUUUCUGACUUUUAAUAAUGCACCACAUUCCUCAAAGUUUAUGUUUUCAUUAGUAAAAUAUUUUUUAAUGUGUAUCCUAUGUUUAUUUUUCUUCCUCAGCUAAUCAAAUUAUGUUCUGCACUAUAAGUUGAAGAUUUGCUAUCUGUUAUUUAUCUUCUGUAGCAAUGCAUUUAUAUGGCUGGGUGGGUGGGAAGUUUUUUGCAGAAAAUGCAAAAUGAUUGGAUUUUAGACUUCCUGUUGCAGGGAGAUGUCACUCACACACACACACACACACACACACACACACACACACAAGCACAAACACAUUAAUUUCCUGUAUAUUUUUCCAGUUCCCAUACAGACUGUUCCUGUUUACAUACCUUCUCUGUUCUAUCAGUUCUUUGAUUCUAGCAAGAAGAUAGUUUACUUAAAACUUGAGAGGGCCAUUCAGCAUUACCUGUUGUUUUUGCUUCUCAGAUCUGUAUAGUAGACUGGUUUUGUAAUGCUAGUUUGUUGAAAUUUGAAUUACCUUGCUGUCUCUUCCUCCUUAAGGAAAUAUAUCAUCUUUUUUAUAUUCUUAAGAAAAAAGAGCAAGGACAUCUUCAUUAUUCUUAUUUUCUUUGAGUUGGAAGCAAAAAAUGAAGGAACCCAACUAGAAGACAGAUAUCUGCAUUUAAAUAGAUUAGUGAGAAAAGUUUCCAAGUAUUUGUUUCUGUUUUCAAAUCAGUUAAGAGACUGCUCCUUGUACUAGGAGAUACUAGUAUGUUUGUUAUGUUACCUUGAAAUUAUCUUUUAUUUUAUAAGGCCCAUAAAUACUAGUUAGACUCUUUUAAAGAUGGGUUCCUAUCAUGGAUAGUUUCACAGCUAUCAGCCGUGCUGAUGUAUUAUUAAUGACAUCCCUAUGUACUUAUUUUAAAGCUUAAAAUUUUAUAUAAAAUGCUUUAUUUAGAAAACUUACAUAAUAAAAUGGUGUCAGUCUUGCCAUGUAGCAAUUUCACUUGAAAUCUGACACCAAUUAAAGAGGUUUAAGUGGAGGAAAGGGGUACCUACAAGGUACAGAUCAGGAGAACUUUUCUUUGCAACAGUAUCCUUUAUGUGGAAAGAGAAGUUCCUGUUCAGAGGAAGGCAGCUUAUGUGGAUAAUGUUUGUAUAUUGUUGAAAAAUUUCCAUAUGACUUUUUUUUAAAUGUAUAAUUGUUAAAUGCCCAAUUUUGCUCUGUAUUUGCCUGAAGUUUUAGUUUUCUAGGUGGACUUGUGUAAAAAACCAAACCAGUACUUGGGGAGGUUGGUGUGUGUUCAGGCUUGGAGUGUGUGAGUGGUUUUGUUUGCCUUUUGAUUGUUUCCUCCAGAGGUUUGAACUUUAAUUAAUAAUUGUGUGUGUUAUUUUUUUUAAAAGUAGAUUUAUGUUUUCCUCAAGUAAAAUGGUGAACACAUUUGCUUUUCAAGGGCAGGGCAUAAGUUAUGAAGACUGAAGAGUGUUGUAGAUUGUACUAUGUGCCUUCUUAAUGUAUUCCUGGACACCUUUUUUUUCAUCAACUUGAAAACUCAAAAGGGACAUUUGGUUAGGUUAUAUACUGUAUAUCAAUCUAUGCAUAAAUGGCAGCUUGUUUUCUUGAGCCACUGUCUAAAUUUUUUUGUUUUUAUGGAACUUUUUUAUACGGAUUGGUUCAUAGAAGGUCAGUUUUAUACAGAGUGAACAAUACAGCACUUUGCCAAAAAUAAGUGUAGCAUUGCUUAAACAUUGUGUAUUAAUACCAGUUCUUUGUAAUUGGGUUCAGCAGUGCAUUUUGCACUGUCUGGAGUUAUGGUUUUUAUUCUGUCAGUAAAUAAAAUGUCCUUUAAUGUCA